Molecule: messenger RNA, 5822 nt
Organism: Neoarius graeffei (lesser salmon catfish)
Lineage: Eukaryota; Metazoa; Chordata; Actinopteri; Siluriformes; Ariidae
Gene: sh2d3ca
Product: SH2 domain containing 3Ca
Exons: 12
Coding region: 385-3039 (884 amino acids)
Biological process (GO): positive regulation of peptidyl-serine phosphorylation; small GTPase-mediated signal transduction
Molecular function (GO): phosphotyrosine residue binding; guanyl-nucleotide exchange factor activity
Source: RefSeq, a predicted model, not a curated record
UGGACACAGUUCAAGACACUGAGAGGCAGUCAGAGGCAGAAACACUGACUGAGAGACACUGACUGAGAGACAGUCAGAGGCAGAAUCACUGAGAGGCAAUCAGAGACAGUCAGAGACAGUUGGAAAAAAAUUGCUGUCUCUCUGAACCCUCUCUGACUUUAGUGCCUUUGUCCCUGAGACAUGAGAGUGAGGCUCAUAUGAACUCAACCACAAAAUGGGGCAGAACUAUGUGACGCAACACAGGAAGUAUUACACUGUCACCUCUUACACUGCACCAGCCCUUCUGUCCACACACACACACACACACACACACGAAAAGGAAGCAGGUUAUUGAAAACUCUUGAGGAAGGAACACAAAUAUCCACAUCCUGGCAGACGGACAAUAUGCUCAAACACAAACUGACAGGUUUUAAGUGGUUUGGGAGUCUGGGGAACCUUUCUUUUCGUCGCAAGUCGGAUGCAGCAAAGGAAAGUGUCCAAAAGGAUGACGAGACGGCCAUCGAUGAUGAUGGCAUGGGCCCUCGCUGCCCAAGCUACGCCCGUUCCAGUGAAAUGUACACCCACAUGGGCACCAUGCCUCGUUCUAAGAAGAAGAAAGAAAAGAGCAUCAAGGCUAAAAGUCAGGAGCAGAAGAGUCUUAAAACUAAACCCAAAACCAAGAGCGCCCCCUUGGGCCGGACUCAAAGCAUGAGAUGUUCAGACUACGUGAUUGAUUCGCCUCUCCUCAGUGCUCUCAAUGCUAAAGCACUCUCAAGCCUAAACGAGAACAACGUAGACGUCAAGCUCACACCGGAACACCAGAAAGCUGAGUCCAAGGAAGAACCUGAAGCUGUGAGCAUUGAGCAGUUCCAGAAAGAUCCGGAUAGCGCACAUUCAAAACCCGAUCCAGAAGCUCCAGAUCCACCUCCAGAUGCUCUCCUGGAGAAACCAGAACUGCCUAAGAAGAGUAGUGUCUCUGUAAAGGUCUCUGUGGAUCUGCAGGAGGACAAGACUUCCAUCAUCAGUGAGCAGCAUCAAGAGCAAGAAGAUGAGGAAAGAAAAAUUGGUCCAGAUCCUGAAAGUCAAAAGGGAACCACAGACAGCCAGGGAGAGUAUGUAGAGUUCUCCAAGGAGAAGUACCUGUUGGAGUCUCCCCCAGAGAAGUUGAGGAAGGAGCUGGAGGAGGAACUCAAACUCAGCAGCAGUGACUUGAGGAGCCAUGGCUGGUACCAUGGCCACAUCCCACGAGAGGUGUCGGAGACGCUGGUUCUGCGCAGCGGGGAUUUCCUGGUGCGAGACUCUCUGGCCAAUGCAGGUGAUUAUGUGAUCACGUGUCGCUGGCAGCAGGAAGUGGUGCACUGCCGCAUCGGUAAGGUUCUGGUGAAGAGCGGACAGACGAAGGUACAGUUUCUCCUGGAGGAUGAGACCUUCGACUCGCUGCCCGCACUGAUCCGGCACCACGCUGGCACCGGCCGGCCCGUGUGCCCGCGCUCCGGUGCUCAGCUGCUGUGCCCGGUCAACCGCACACUGCCCCUCAGGUACCUGGAGGCCACGUUUGCCCUGGCAAGCGGGAAAUCAGGGUCACAUUCACCAUCUGCUCAGCGGGGAGCGCACAUCAAGAGACGCAGCGUCACCAUGACGGACGGCCUGACCACCGAGAAGCUCAUCCCACACAGUCCAUCCACAGUUCACCAUAAAGAUGCCAUGAGGAACUGUGCGCACAGUAUGGACCAGAUCCAGGAGAUGCGCUGUCCUCUGUCCCCUGUAGGAGAAGCUCCUCUCUCUCCUGCCUACACCUCCAUUUCCCGUCACAGACAUGGCUCAGGUGGGCGUGUCUUGGCCGUCAUUCCACCUUCACCGGUGAUGCGACGCUCCAGCGAGCCCCACCUCUCCCCUUCCUCCUCCAGUAACAAUGUCCCGUGCUCAGACACGCCUCCCAACGCUCACAGCUACCCCUCAGAUGGCUCAGAAGGAGGAGGCAGUUAUUGCGAGCUGAGACCAGGCCAGCCCCCAACACCUCCCUCUAAGAGCUACGUGGAGAGGCUGAGGGUGGAGGAGAGCCGAGUGCCAGGCUCCACCCCCAGUGAUGGAGGCGAGAGCUUCACCCUGCCUCUCAUGGAGAGUAGUUCAUGCUUCAGACCCGGGCGGUACCAAUCGACCCUGCUUCCUGCAGAGAAUAAGCCCCUGGAAAUGGGGGUGUUGAAGAGGGUGAAGGAACUGCUGGCUGAAGUGGAUCCUAAAACAGCGGCCAAACACAUCACCAAAACUGACUGCACGGUUGCUAGGAUACUGGGCGUUACCAAGGAGAUGCAAAGGAUGAUGGGAGUGGGUUCAGGGCUGGAGUUGGUGACUCUACCACAUGGCCAUCAGCUGAGACUGGACCUGCUUGAGAGGUUCUACACCAUGUCCAUAAUGAUGGCGGUGGACCUGCUGGGAUGUACGGGCAAUAUGGAGGAACGAGCCACUCUGCUCUACAAGACCAUCCAGCUGGCAGCAGAACUCAAGAGCACCAUGGGAAAUAUGUACGGAUUCGCCGCCAUCAUGAGAGCCCUCGAACUCCCGCAGAUCUCACGCUUGGACCAGACAUGGAUGACACUGAGACAGAGACACACAGAGGGAGCCAUCUUGUAUGAGAAGAAGCUCAAACCCUUCAUGAAGGGCUUAAAUGAAGGCAAAGAGAGCUCUGUACUGUCCAGUACGUCUUUCCCACACGUGGUGCCCGUGCUGUGUCUUUUGGAAAAGGGCGUGACUGUGGGGGAGGGGUCAGAGCCGUGGGAUACUUCAGAAUGUGGAGUGGACGUGGUCAUGAACCACCUAGAGGCGGCACGCAGCAUUGCACACCAUGGAGGCCUGUACCGCACCAACGCCGAGAGCAAGCUCCACGAUUUCCAGGAGAGAGAGGACGUGUCGGAGAUCUUCUGCACAGAAUUCCAGAUGAGGCUGCUCUGGGGAAGCCGAGGUUCCGAGGGCAGUCAGAGUGAACGCUACGAGAAGUUCGACAAAGUCCUCACGGCGCUUUCGCACAAGCUGGAGCCUCCUGUACGCCACAGCGAGCUCUAGCACCACCCGCCACCCCCGUCUGGCACAUUGGUAGUGUCCGAACCUUGCUGUCUGUCCCACCUUUGGCAGAGACCUUUAUAAAGACAGAGGAAAUGGAACAAAUCAAAUCCAACCUGCGAAUAAGGCACAAAAGGGGGCGUGGUUUAUCCAGACGGGAUGGCGCCUCGUUUCAUACGGAACGCAGAACUUCAGCAGGGGCGGAGUUUAAAAUCCUGACACCAAAAUCUCUUUUCUGACUUUGGAGAUGAGGGAUUGAGAAACAUCUCCGUGUGCAUGAUCAUCACUCCAUCGCCCCGGGACACUCAGAGAGACAUCACUCAGUCGCUCAUCCAACAUAUAAAUGUCUGUUGCCAAAUCUCAGUCACCACUUCCUUCACAAAAAUCUCAUUUGUAUACAUUUUAUUAUUAUUUUUAUGGGUUUAUUUUGACUUCUGCGUACAAGGAGCAAUAUGUGGCAACCGACGCACACUCAGUAGCCAAAGCUGUGGAGAUGGUGGAGAUCUCAGCAUGGCCUGUGGGUGAGUGUGUAGAGUGGGUUCACACCCUGGACCUCAUCCUGGUUCCUGCUGGAGAUCUCACCACAAAAAAUAAAAAAAGACGGGUUCCUGUUGGUGAUCUCUUGAUGAUCUCAGCCUGGUUCCUGGUCCUUGUUGGUGAUCUUGAGAAAGAUCUCACCCUGGUUCUGGAUCUGUUGAGGAUCUCUUUGGAAGAGUUUAGCCUUCAUCCUGGUCACUAUUAAAGAUCUGUUGAAGAACAAAAACUCCUGGGAGCCAUUUUACAAUGGUUCCUGUUGAAGAUCUCACUCUGGUUUCCAUCAAAUAUCUGUUGAAGAUCUCACCUCUCAACGUAGGUCCUGUUAAAGAUCUCACCCUGGUUCCAGUUGAAGUUCUCACCACAAAUCUUAUUCAAGAUCUGUUGGGAAAAGAUCUCACCCUUUUAGUUCCUCUCAAAGAUCACAUCAGGAUCUCACUCUGGUUCCUGCCGAAGAUUUGUUGAAGAGCUUUCUCUCUCUCUCUCUCUCUCUCUCUCUCUCUCUCUCUCUCUCUCUCUCUCGCUAUCUCUGAUUCCUGUUAAAGCUUCUCCCCAGAUUCCUUUUAAAGAUCUCACUCUCAGUGGCGCUCAUUGAAGCUCCUCUCUGAAGAUCUCCUGUGUGGACUGAUACUCUGACGUGGACGUUCUGCAUGUUGCUCCUUUCCUCCUGUCACGGCUUUACCGAGUGUGAAGGCUGGAGAGAAACUGUGAAGAGUGUAAAGAGAUGUGUGUUUGAGUAUGUUUUCAUUUUCUCCAUUUUACAGAAGUGUGUGUGUGUGUGUGUGUGUGUGUGUGUGUGUGUGUGUGUGUGUGUGUGUGUGUGUGUGUGUGUGUGAGGUCUUCAGGUUAAAGUCCAGUGUAAUAACUGGACUGUGUGAAUUUCCUUUGUGCUCUAUUUUGGACGUUAUAAUAAUAAUUUAAUUUAUAUUCAUGGACGGUUUUAAUUUCUCUGCUCCGUCUCAGCGCAUGUGCCACACUGCAACCCUGAAAUAAACAUAACCUAAAAAAAUUAGACUUUUUUUAAACAAAUAAACAGUCUUUGUUUAGUGAGUGAAAGAACCGCUGUUCGCUCUCCUUAUUUUUAUUUCUUCACUUUAAAAGCCAGCAGUGUUCAGGUGAAUCCGACUCCAUGUGAUUUUACCUACUGUAAUUCUCUUUCCUGAUAUUAUUAUAGUCUUAUUUCCCCAGCUGAUGAUGAUAAAUACAAAUGCAUUUCAUUCUUUAUUUCUUGAAUUCUUGAUUUCUCAGUAGCGCUCAGAUCACCACCAUUAACCAUCUGUUUAUUGAACUUUAUUCCCAGGGGAUUAAAACACAUUGUGGAGGCUCUAUUUCAGGUAAUUUUUUUAUAAAAAGGAAAAAAAAAAAGAAGCAAUUUGAGAUCUGAAGGUGGAGGAACGGAGGCUCUGUAUGCAAUUCCACUUCCAGCCAGAAGAGGGCUCUGUACAGCAAGCAAAAAAAAAAAUUCAAGGGGGAAAAAACUAGACAGAGCAAAAGAGGCAGGAGAAUUUGCACCAACAUGGAUUAAAAAAAGUUUAUUUUAAAAAAAAGGGGAAAAGGUUGAAUUUUUUAAACCUAAUACAUCUCAUAUAAAUAAAUCUUGUAAAAUGAAAUUCUCACAGAUGCUGCAGAAGAAACUGGAGUAAAAAAAUAAAAAAUAAAAUUACAAUAAUGGAAUAUGAGUGUGAAUGGUUGUGUGUCUCUGUGUGUCAACCUUGUGAUGAUCUGGUGACUUGUCCAGGGUGAACCCCGCCUCUCACCCAUACUCAGCUGGGAUAGGAUCCAGCUCACAUGCGACCCUGUAGAACAGGAUAAGCGGCUACAGAUAAUGGAUGGAUGGAUGGAUUAAAACAAUGUUUAAAAAAAACAACAGAAAAUAACCAACAUUAGAAAGUUGUCAUGAAUAUAUUUCAUAUUUUACACAGGACCAGAUUUAUCACUUAGGGUUUAGUUUAACUGAAUACCAUGAAGGCGUAAACACUUUUUCAUAAACUCCAGGAUAAAUUCAGUCCAUGUUGGUGCAAACUCACACUCAGAGUCAUUUUUAAAUAUUUUUGGAGUGUUCUCCUGUCCAGGUUUGACUGACCUGAUCUUUAUUUUGUGGUGUAAAUAGAGGACGGGACUCUGAUGGACUGAAAACAUGUUUAAAGCUGUUUUUUUUUUUUUUUGCGUCUUCUUUCUUAUGUGCUGUACAUAUGAGUGUGUGACAUGUUUCUCAAUCUUUUUUCCAGGAAAUAAAAAUACAGUAAGCUUGA